Andrographis paniculata is the source of this 1020-nucleotide messenger RNA. RefSeq lists its product as uncharacterized. Gene Ontology annotation, molecular function: oxidoreductase activity, acting on the CH-OH group of donors, NAD or NADP as acceptor. Gene Ontology annotation, cellular component: membrane. The record is from RefSeq and is a predicted model, not a curated record. NCBI's taxonomy places the organism in Eukaryota, Viridiplantae, Streptophyta, Magnoliopsida, Lamiales, Acanthaceae. Bases 1 to 1020 code for a protein of 339 amino acids. The transcript has 3 exons.
AUGGACAAGAAAGAGAAAGCAAAGGAGAAGAGAGAGAGAAGACGGCAGGAGAUCUCUCUCCUCCGUACCAUUCCGUAUUCCGACCACCGAAGGUACGUACGAUUCGAUCCUUUCAAAUCGACAAAAAAUUUUCUCAAAUCCGCUGUCGGAAAAUUACAUCUUAUCCUCAGAUGGUGGAGCUCCGAAACGGUCGCGGUGGUGACCGGCGCCAACAGAGGAAUCGGAUUCGAGAUCGUACACCAGCUCGCGCUCCACGGAUUAACCGUCGUUCUUACAUCGCGCGAAGCCGCCGUCGGAGAAGAGGCGGCAAAGGUCUUACAGGAAGGCGGUCUGAACGUCGUGUUCCAUCAGCUUGACAUUGUCAAUCCUUCCUCGAUUGAAGCCUUCGUCGAUUGGAUUAAGGAAUCCUACGGAGGCGUUGACAUACUGGUGAACAAUGCCGGAGUGAAUUUCAAUUCCGGGUCCGAUAACUCGAUGGAGAACGCCGAGAACGUAAUCCGAACAAACUACUUCGGCACCAAGAACAUGAUCAAGGCGAUGAUACCGGCGAUGCGAGCUUCCGAACCCGGGGCUCGCAUCGUCAACGUCAGCUCCAAAUUGGGAAGACUGAACGCGAAGCGACACAGGCUCGAAAACGACGAGUGGCGGCAGAAGCUCGAAAAUGACGCGCAGCUGUCGGAGGAGCUGAUCGACGAGAUGGUGAACGCGUUUCUCGACCAAGUGAACGACGGGACGUGGGAGGACGGCGGAUGGCCUCCGGUCAGCACAGACUAUUCGCUGUCGAAACUCGCCGUCAACACGUACACGAGGCUGAUGGCGCGGGAGUUUUCGGAUCGACCGGAAGGAGAGAAGAUCUACAUCAACUGCUACUGCCCCGGGUGGGUGAGGACGGCGAUGACCGGCUGGAAAGGGAAUGUUACGCCCGAGGAAGGGGCCGACACCGCCGUCUGGCUUGCGCUGCUUCCCGAUCAAUCCAUCACCGGCAAAUUCUUCUACGAGCGGCACGAAAUACACUUCUGA